Molecule: messenger RNA, 1301 nt
Organism: Bipolaris maydis ATCC 48331
Lineage: Eukaryota; Fungi; Ascomycota; Dothideomycetes; Pleosporales; Pleosporaceae
Cellular component (GO): cytoplasm
Molecular function (GO): zinc ion binding
Source: RefSeq, a predicted model, not a curated record
ACCUUCUCGAUGCUUCCUGUGUCUUCUCACUACAUUUCCAACCAUCUCACUCAACAGCGGCAUUUUGUGUAAUUUCUUUCAGCAUUGCCAUACUUAAUCUUGAUAUCGCACUACUGCUAUGUCAUCUGCGAACGAUUCAAACACCACCAAGAUGAAGGGCGAAGUGGAAGCGAUCGGGGCGCAUUGCCAGAUGGAGUAUUGUAAUGUCCUCGACUUCCUGCCGUUUCCAUGUGAGAGCUGCAAAGGGACAUUCUGUCUCGACCACCGCACUGAGACCGCACAUAAAUGCCCAAAGCAGGGCCAGUGGGCACGGAGCAAAGUUGAGAACAGCUCGGAAGAGCUGGCACCAAAGCCCACACUACUCAACCACGAACAACAGUGUGCCAGUAUCUCGUGCAAAACGCUCAUCGAUACCGCUCGCACCCAAGGCGUACAAUGCACUCGCUGCAAUCGCCGCUACUGUCUCAAGCACCGUUUCGAAGAAGACCACGACUGCAAGAACCUGACACCGCUCGGCGCACGCCCACAAAACUCCGUCCAAGUACGCACGCAAACCGCGCUCUCGAAGCUCAAAGCUUGGGCCGAGAACAAGAAGAAGGAGGACGAGAAGCGGAGAGCCGCGCCCAAGAAAUCGGGAUUCCUGGGUCUAGGCAAAGCAUCGGCGGCAUCAUCAGCCCAAGCCGAACUCAACGCGCUGAAGCGCACGGCAAAAGGCGAGGCUAGUGUUCCCCAGGAGAAACGGAUAUAUCUGCAUGUUGAAGCCUCGGCCGACACAACGAAAGCGAAGUAUCCGACGGGCAAAUUCUUCUACAACAAGGAAUGGACAGUUGGUCGCGUGCUCGACAUGGCAGCCAAAGCGCUACAAGUCCAGAACGUGAACAACCGGGGUGGCGGCGAAGAAGAAAAGCUGCGCGUCUUUCAUGUUGAGGGCGGGAGGUUACUCAAGUUCAACGAGAAGCUUGGGGAAGCGUGCCAGAGCGGGAACAUGAUUGUUCUGCUGCGUGGUGUAGGGUCGGGCGAGGCGCCAGACUUGAUUGAUUUAUAACGAGUUAUUGGAAAGAGGGGGAACUUGUUGUAAUGUAAUAUGGCGUUUGGCAAUUGGGAUUUCGCGCUGGAGAUACCCGGGGUUACUUCUCUCACAAUGUUAUGGCCGAGUAGAGCGAAUUGUACAAGUUAGACAUGAAUUGAGUAAACAGAAAGGGAUGGAGGAGAUAGUUGGUUGACUGCUUUGAUCCUGACAUCAUUCUCUUUGUUUGGAAUCCGCCAUUAUCAAAUCACGUGCACCAAGGGCAACAUCUGGG